Molecule: messenger RNA, 1192 nt
Organism: Paramuricea clavata
Lineage: Eukaryota; Metazoa; Cnidaria; Anthozoa; Malacalcyonacea; Plexauridae
Source: the annotation of a GenBank genome assembly
AUGGCGAUGUCCUCGGCUGGCUCAAGAGCUUUAGUUGAUUUGUACAGUCUGUCAAAGACGAAAACGUUUACAGAUCUUAGUAAUAUGGCCAGCCAACUAAAGAAUGUUUAUCCGCCCUUGAAAGUGAAUACAAUUGUUACUUGGACAUUCCCUUCAUUUCGAGCAGACAGAGUAUCGGAUGGUUUGCUUCCCGAUUACUACAAACAACAGGACAUGAAACCAAUUCAAACCAAAGCGGAUGGCAAUUGUCUGUUCAAUGCUGUAAGUUUAGCGUUGUCGGGUUCCGACAAGCUAAGUGCCGAACUAGCUUCGUGUGCGCACCGUCAUUGAACUUGCAACGAAUUUAGAAUUUUACAAAAAUCAUCCAAAUGUAGCCAAGAGCUGUAUUAAAAGAAGAAAUGAGGAAUUAUGGGCCGUUUCUUCCUUAUAUUAUGCAGUAAUAUUUGGAGCAGUCGCAGCGAACGUUUACGAAACAAUCGACUUCAAUGCUGCCAUACAGCAAGAGAUUAAAACAACAGCAUUCCAUGGAUCCUUCUCUGGUUUACUUCAAGUAAUGGGUCUUGCAUCUGUCGACGUCAUAAAAUCUGAAAUUCAUAUGAUAUACCCACACACAAGACAUGAAAUGUUGAGCCUCUUAAAUGGUAUAUACUUGCCAAGAGAAUCCUCUGAAUAUGAAGUACGUCCAGUCAUAGCAAUAAUGUGGACAAAUUUGUCAGGUUGGCCUGAUCGUUCAAAAAUUUUGAAUAUAAACCAUUUUGUCCCAAUUCUUAAGAUUUCAACAGGUACUUCUGAUAACAACGCAGAAUCAACGGACUGGUCCUUGGUAAAUAAUAAAAGAAGUCGUGGUACACUGAACAACGGCACUAUUUAUAAAGGUGAGCCUACUUCCAUUCACUCGAACAGACGACCAAAUAAAGAAAAGCGUCAGCGGCCCAAUACUUUACCAAGGCCAAAAAAACGCAAGCAGCCUGUGGAAGAUCAGAAUAACGCUAAAGCCGCCAGAAAGAAAUGUCAGCAACAAAUUCCAAUUCUCAGCCAAGACUGGUUUGAAAGGAAAACAAGACGCCUACUCAGGCAUUCACUCCGCCUGCAGGCUUGCAAAGAAAAUGGGGACAAUGUAGGGUGCGACGGAAAAGUCAAGCCAAAUAUAAGCAUUCAAAGACAAGUUGGUGUUCAUAGCAUUCAAAGAUAA